Penicillium canariense is the source of this 4497-nucleotide messenger RNA. RefSeq lists its product as uncharacterized. The transcript has 4 exons. Lineage: Eukaryota; Fungi; Ascomycota; Eurotiomycetes; Eurotiales; Aspergillaceae. Gene Ontology annotation, biological process: double-strand break repair via homologous recombination; DNA replication. The record is from RefSeq and is a predicted model, not a curated record. The coding region runs from base 1 to 4497 and encodes 1498 amino acids. Gene Ontology annotation, cellular component: RecQ family helicase-topoisomerase III complex; cytoplasm; nucleus. Gene Ontology annotation, molecular function: four-way junction helicase activity; nucleic acid binding; 3'-5' DNA helicase activity.
AUGACGAAGAAUAAUCUCGCCGUGCACCUCAAAUGGCUACUGAAGCAAGGCCCGUCCCUGUACCCGACGUUGUCUGCCGAUAUUUUCCCGAUUGAACGCGGCAGUCGCGUCUCUCAACAACCUACUCCACCAUCUGACGAAACCGAGCUAUUGGACGACAUUUUGGAGCGUGCAGAUGAUGUGACAGACGAGAAUAUGGCAAGACUCAUGCUUGCCCCCUCUUCGGAGAGCAAGCCCCGACUGCUAAGUCGGGGCAACACACGGCCACCGAGUUCACCUGUCACUGUCAAAAAGCCGUCUUCGUUAACAAGUGUGAUUCAAGACUCGUUCCUUGAACCGCCGCAAUCAUCCUUCAAGAGUGUCCGACCGAGGGCCACUCCUCAACGAUCAGACCGUAAACCUGACAUGUCCCUGUUCGGUGCGAUCGAAUCCAUUGAUCUGACUGGAGAGCCUGAUCGAUUCUUCCCGUCGUCUUCAACCACCGAUCUUGGAGAACCGCGACGCCUUUGGACCGAGGAUGCUGCAUCGCGCCAAUGGCCCAAUGAGAAACGAGGAAAGAAACGGACAAGUGAUGAAUAUACGUCGGAUCUUCUGUCGCCUUCGAAACAUGCGACCAAAGUACGAACACCUUCGAAAGCAAGCAGACUCUCCAUUUCUGAAGACACUAUACCGGAGCUCUCUCAAAUAAUGAGUCGACCCAACAAGGUAAACCCCCCGAACAGAGCAAAACAUGACAAACCCGAGUCUCCUGAUCUUCCACGAAGCAACCGAAAAAGGAUUAUUGCGGAUUCCGAUGAAGAAGAUGUAUUCGACGACAGUUGGCUUCAUGAUGACGAUAUGAUCAUUGAUGCCAAUACAGGGUUGUAUCCAAAGCUUCCCCCACUGAGCCCAACAGAAAAAGGGAAGGAUGUGCUCGAGCCUGCUGCUGGCUGCCCAUCUCAGGUGCCAGCUUCCAGAAAUGUGUUGCCACCGCCAGCGCACAAAGAGAAGAAAUCGACAUACAAGCCAUCAAGACCCCCACAGCCUUCUCCGGAGCCAAAGAUGCCAAGUUCGCAAGCCAAGGAUGAAAAUAUUCUGAAGUUCACGUCUCUUCCCGCAGACUUCCUUGGAAAGGCGGUUUUGCGACUGAAGACGACCCUUCAGAAGAACGCUGAGAUUGUUUACGAACAGGCAAUGGAGGGUCGACCGGCACCGGAACUCAUUGCCGCAAACAAAGACCUUGUCGCUCAAAUACAGGCGAUUGAAUUAUUGCAAACGCAUAAGGGAUCACACAGCGAGUGUGUAGCUCGCAAGGAAAGCCUGAAGCGGGACGUUAUGUGCGUUAUAUCCCAAGGCCUAGAUCCAACAACUCUGCCGGAACUCGCACAAAGCCGAGUGGCUGAGGCGGAGCUGGAACAGAUAGAAUCCAAGAUACGCGAAAUUCUCCCCCGAGCCAAUAUCUUCGCUAUGGCAGCCGAGCUUGGAUUGGAUGAUCCAGGUGCACCAGCAAACAAUCUGAACCCGGAACCAAUGCGAGCCUCUUUACACAGACAACAAUCCGAAGACUGUGCCCCCGUGCGAGAAGUAUCACCACCUGUCUAUCGAAACCCCCAACCGUCUGAGGCAAAGGAAAACUCGUGGAUGCCUGACCAGAGCAGCCAGACCCGUCACAAAGAACCCUUUCUUUCGCGAAAUAUGGGUUCGCCUGUGAUGGACUUCGACGAAUUCGAUUGGAAUGCUAGCGACGAGGAGAUGCUGGAGGUGGCUGGAAGUUUUGACAAUGAACCCCAGGCUCCUGUUCGGGAGCAAACCCAGAGUCGCAAAGUCUUCGCAGAGACAUCAGGAAACACUCCUCGCAAGCCUAUGCCUGCUCCGAAGAAGUCACCUGGCCGCAGCACCUUCUGGUCCAACCAUGCAUGGUCUCAGGAGGUGAGAACUGUCCUCAAAGAUAGGUUUCAUCUGCGCGGCUUCCGCCCAAAUCAACUGGAGGCCAUUGACGCAACCCUUGGUGGGAAAGACACCUUCAUCCUGAUGCCGACUGGAGGUGGAAAGUCUUUGUGUUAUCAGCUUCCCUCUAUCGUGACAAGUGGCCGUACCCAUGGCGUGACACUUGUGGUAUCACCGCUAUUGAGCUUGAUGCAAGAUCAGGUGGACCAUCUGCGAAAGUUGAAUAUCAACGCCUUCUUGAUGAACGGAGACUCGGAUAAGGCUGAACGGUCGUGGAUUCUCGGUCAAUUGUCUAACGGAGACGGAGAAGGCCUGGAGCUGUUGUACAUCACACCUGAGAUGAUCAACAAGAACCAAACUUUGGUGAGGGCUCUCGAAAAACUUCACGGUCGAAACAAGCUCGCGCGACUGGUCAUUGACGAGGCACACUGUGUCAGCCAGUGGGGGCAUGACUUCCGGCCAGAUUACAAAGAACUGGGUGAAGUCCGAGCAAAGCUACCAGGUGUGCCCGUUAUGGCUCUGACUGCUACAGCUACAGAAAAUGUGAAAGUGGAUGUGAUACAUAAUCUAAAGAUGAGUGGAUGCGAGGUAUUCUUGCAAUCCUUCAACCGGCCGAACCUGACCUACGAGGUGCGGCCUAAAGGGAAGAACGAUGAAGUACUCGCCAGCAUCGCCGAGACGAUCAUAAAUUCUUACCGAAACCAGUGUGGGAUUGUUUACUGUCUGUCACGGAAGACAUGUGAGAAAGUUGCAGAAGAUCUUCGAAAAAAGUACAGACUCAAGGCCCAGCAUUACCACGCAGGAAUGAAGUCGGAUGAGAAGGCUAAGGUGCAAAAUCUCUGGCAAAAGGGCAGUUGCCAUGUUAUUGUCGCCACCAUUGCUUUUGGAAUGGGCAUCGAUAAGCCUGAUGUACGUUUCGUUAUUCAUCACAGCAUCCCAAAGAGUCUCGAAGGAUACUACCAGGAGACUGGACGCGCUGGCCGAGAUGGCAAACGUUCUGGCUGUUAUCUUUACUACGGUUACAAGGACGCAGCUACCCUCAAGCGUAUGAUUGACGAAGGCGAUGGCAAUUACGAGCAAAAAGCCCGCCAAAAACAUAUGCUUCGCAAUGUUGUCCAAUUUUGUGAAAAUCGCAGUGACUGCAGACGUGUGCAAGUUCUCGCCUAUUUCAAUGAAUACUUCCGUCGCGAGGACUGUGGUAAUUCCUGUGACAAUUGCAAGUCAGAUCUGGUUUUUGAAGUGCAUGACUUCUCACAGCAUGCUGCCUGGGUCAUUAAUAUUGUCCGGCAUUUCCAGAACCAACCGGGUGAAAAGGGCGAAAAGGGUGAAAAAGUGACUGUGCUCCACUGCGUGGAUAUCCUUCGUGGGGACUUGAAAAGGGCCAAGUCUGCCUCGCACAAGCAAUUACCAUGGUACGGAAAGGGGUCUGAUCUUGAUCGAAGGGAAGCAGAGCGACUUUUCUAUCGGCUAUUGGGAGAGGACGCCCUCGCGGAAGACAACGUCAUCAAUGGGAAGGACUUCGCAGUUCAGUAUAUCAAACUCGGCCGGCGUGCCACGGAAUUCGAAACCGGUCAGCGCCAGAUGAAAUUACAAGUGCGCGUGUCUCCCAAUGGCAAAGGCAAGGCAGUAGCACGGCCGACACAGAAGACAAAGUCCGGCAGCCAGGCUUACCCCCAAUCCACAAUGGUGUCGUCCCCUGUUCAGUCCGCUAAGGAUCGCCGCCAGGCACGAUCUCAGCAGCGGAGCAUGCGCGUCGACCACUCCUCGGACGACGAAGACAGCGAUGGCUUUGAGCGCAUUCGAGUGGCGGGUAGAUCGCGGAAUGAGAACACUCGUGAAGUGGGACCUCCCAUCACGGCUGAUCAAAAGAUGGAACGAUUGGACCAUCUCCACCGUGCUGUGGUAGAGGACUUCGAGGUAACAGCGAAGAGGUAUCUCCAAGAGAUCGUUGUAGAGAAAGGCCUUCGGUCCCAGCCGUUCCCUGAUCACAUCCUGCGGGAUAUGGCCAUUUCUUUCCCCAAGACUCCCUCGGAACUUUCUGCUAUUCCCGGCAUCGACCCAGACAAGGUUACACGAUAUGGUCGCCAGAUCUUAAGGCUGGUAGAUAAUGCAAGACGACGCUACCACGAAUUGAAGGAAGAGGCGGAGAGUAAUGGCAUUGUUCCGGAUCCCAACCAUCACAAUGUCAUCAAUCUCAGCAGCAGCGACGAGUACAGCGAUGACGACCUUUUUGUUGACCAGGAGACUAAUCUUGACCUGGACUACCCCAUUGAUAUCCCUGCCGAUAACAUCACCAGCCGCUAUUUCCCUCCCGCCCCAUCGCCCGGCUUUGAUCCUGAAGAUGAUUUUGAGUCUGGCCCAGCAGCGUCGAGCUCGAAGGGUCGCAAGCGCCCAUACACCAAGCGACCUCGACGAAAGAACGGCAGUUCCACAGGCACUUGGAAAGGGAAAGGCGCUCGACCAAAGGCCAAAACCGGCAGUGAACGCGCCCCCAGCAGGUCUUCUGCUGCACCUCGAAGGACCACCAAAUCCAAACCCCCUAAAUCCACGAUUGGAAUGAUGCCUGUGUAG